GUGUGGUCGAUUUCUCACGCGAGCAAGUCAUGUUUACAAAUUUAUAAAUUCGAGGUGUACAUCGUCAUUGCCUACUUUAAUUUUAUUUUCUAUCAGUGAUUGCACACGAUCAAAUGUUCGAUGAAAAGUUGAGAGAACGCAUUGAGGUUGAAAGACAUGGAUAUAGUAUGGGGCAGCAUACAUUUGCCAUUCAAAUGUGAGAUUUGUCAUGAAUCAUUUGAACUGAAAACGGUGUUCGAACACCACAACGACUCAGUACAUAAUCAAAGAACAACUUCUGAAUGUGAGAUCUGUCAUAAAUCAUUUGUACUGGAAAGUGAGCUCGAAUGUCACAAACCCUGUGAAUCUAAGAUUUUAGAUGAUAUAUUGGACCUAGAGAGUGAACUCGAAGGUCGCAAGGACACUGUUCAUAAUCAAAGCAAAUCCUGUGAAAUUGAGAUUUUUCCUGAUUCGUUUGGACAGCAAAGUAACCUCAAGAGUUACGAGGACACAGACCAUAAUCAUAGCCAACUCUUUGAAUGUGAGAUUUUGAAUGAAUCAUUUAAACUGAAAAAUAAGCUCGAACGUCUUAAGGACUCAACACAUAAUCCAAGGACAAACUUUGAAUGUGAGAUUAGUAAUCGAUCAUUUGAACUGCAAAGUGACCUUGAGAAUCAUAAGGACUCAGACCAUUAUCAAAGCCAACCCUUUGAAUGUGAGACUUUUUCUGAUUCAUUUGGACAGGAAAGUGGCCUCAGGGGUCAAGAAGACAAAGACCAUAAUCAGAAAGAAACCUUUGAAUGUAAGAUUUGUCACCGAUCAUUUGAACUGGAAAGUGACCUCAAGAGUCACGAGGAAACAGAUCAUAAUGAGAAGAAACCCUAUGAAUGUGUAAUUACACAUUUCCCCAAAUCAUUGGGAACAAAAAGCAAUCUCAAUAAUCAAGUAAAUACAGCACAUAGCCGUAGCAAAUCCUUCGACUGUGAGAUUUGUCAUAAAUCAUUCGGACGAAAAGGUACUCUCAAUAAACACAUAAGUGCAGUCCAUAAUCGGAGCAAACCCUUUGAAUGUGAAAAGUGUCACAAAUCAUUCGGACGAAAAAAUCAUCUUGUAACUCAUAUUAGUACAGUACAUAAUCGGAGCAAACCCUUUGAAUGUGAAAUUUGUCAUCAAUCAUUUGGACAAAAAAUUGAUCUCAAAAAACAUAUAAGUUUAGUUCAUGAUCGGGUCAAACCAUUUAAGUGUAAAAUUUGUCACGUAUCAUUUGGACGAAAAAAUUAUCUUAAAACUCAUGUUAAUUUAGUACAUUGUAAGGAAAAACCCUUUGAUUGUGAAAUUUGUCAUAAAUCAUUUGGACUAAAGGCUACUCUAAAAACUCACAUGACAGUCCAUACUCAGAGUAAACCCUUCAAGUGUGAAAUUUGUUACAAAUCAUUCAGUCUAAAGGAUACUCUAAAAACUCACAUGACAGUACAUGAUCAGAUCAAUCCCUUUGUUUGUGAAAUUUGUAACAAAUCAUUUAGUUCAAAAUGGAACCUCAAUGAUCAUACCAAUAGAAAACAUAAUCAUUACAAACCCAACAAAUGUGAAUUUUGUCCCGAAUCAUUCGGCACAAAGGACCACCUCGACAAACACAUAAAAUUGGCACAUCCCUUUGAGACUGGUUAGCUACAAAUCAGUUAGAUACUAGACUAAACUUGACAACUACAAUUUGACAGCACAUAAUCUUGACUACCCAGGACAAUUGUGUAAAAGACUCUUACCUAAGUACGCAAUGUAAUUUUGGAAAAUCUUUUAAAUAAGUAUCUUUUGAUUUCGUAAGAAACAAUGAAAUACUUUCAACUAUUCACAAUUUUGUAAUAAUUGUAAAAAUUUUACUCUAAAUAAUGACUUCUCUGCCAGGAUCAA
Trichogramma pretiosum is the source of this 1887-nucleotide messenger RNA. RefSeq names its product zinc finger protein 728-like. Lineage: Eukaryota; Metazoa; Arthropoda; Insecta; Hymenoptera; Trichogrammatidae. The record is from RefSeq and is a predicted model, not a curated record. Gene Ontology annotation, biological process: regulation of transcription by RNA polymerase II. The transcript has 2 exons. Bases 157 to 1647 code for a protein of 496 amino acids. Gene Ontology annotation, molecular function: DNA-binding transcription factor activity; RNA polymerase II cis-regulatory region sequence-specific DNA binding.